AUGUCUCUUGCAAACACAGCUGCGGAGUACAUGCUCUCUGAUGCCCUGCUGCCUGACCGCAGGGGUCCCCGCCUCAAAGGCCUGCGCCUGGAACUGCCCCUGGACCGGAUGGUCAAGUUCGUAGCUGUGGGCUCCCCAUUGCUGCUGAUGUCUUUGGCAUUCGCCCAGGAGUUCUCCUCCGGGUCUUCAAUAAGCUGCUUCUGUCCCAGCAACUUCAGCGCCCAGCAGGCUGCCUAUGUGGACAGCUCCUGCUGGGACUCACUGGUUCACCAUGAGCUGGAUGAGCCUGGCCAGUACAAGAUGAAAUCUCUCUGGCCCCACAAGGCGCUCCCCUACUCCCUGCUGGCCCUGGCCAUGGUCAUGUACCUGCCAGUUCUGCUGUGGCAGUACGCGGCGGUGCCAGCCCUCAGCUCAGACCUGCUGUUCAUCAUCAGCGAACUGGACAAAUCCUACAACCGCUCCAUCCGCCUGGUGCAGCACGUGCUGAAGAUCCAGCAGAAGAGCUCCGACCCCCACAUGUUUUGGGAUGAGUUGGACAAGGCUCGGAAAGAACGAUACUUUGAAUUCCCUCUGCUAGAGCGAUACCUGGCCUGUAAGCAGCGCUCACAUUCACUAGUGGCUAUCUACCUCCUGAGGAACGCGCUCCUGCUCCUCUUCACCUCGGCCAUCUACCUGUACCUUGGUCACUUCCAUCUGGAUGUCUUCUUCCAAGAAGAAUUCAGCUGCUCCAUCAAGGCAAAGCUGCUAAGUGACGAGACCCACGUUCCUGAUCUGAUCACAUGUAGGCUGACCUCCCUGUCCGUUUUCCAGAUUGUUAGCCUCUCCAGUGUAGCAAUAUAUACCCUGUUGGUUCCAGUGAUAAUCUACAACCUCACACGGCUGUGUUGGUGGGACAAACGUCUCCUAUCUGUCUAUGAAAUGCUUCCAGCUUUUGAUCUUCUCAGCAGAAAGAUGCUGGGAUGCCCCAUCAACGACCUCAAUGUGCUCCUUCUUUUCCUCCGAGCGAACAUCUCUGAACUCAUCUCUUUUAGCUGGUUGAGUGUCUUAUGUGUGUUGAAGGACACAACCAGCCAGAAGCACAACAUUGACACAGUGGUCGAUUUCAUGACUUUACUGGCUGGCUUAGAACCCUCAAAACCCAAACACCUCACCCAGCAGGGGUGUGAUGAACACCCAUAG
Molecule: messenger RNA, 1179 nt
Organism: Nycticebus coucang (slow loris)
Lineage: Eukaryota; Metazoa; Chordata; Mammalia; Primates; Lorisidae
Gene: PANX3
Product: pannexin 3
Exons: 4
Coding region: 1-1179 (392 amino acids)
Biological process (GO): monoatomic cation transport; positive regulation of interleukin-1 production
Molecular function (GO): channel activity
Source: RefSeq, a predicted model, not a curated record